AUGGCAAAGCUGGACUAUCUUCGAAGUCUUGACAUGCAGGAGCGUCUCGAUCACUUCAAAGCCAAGGGCAUCAAAGGCUCCUACCGAGGUGAUCCCAAGCCGGCGCCUAGAGGCGGAGCUGUGGUGUUUUCAAGACAGUUUGACGGAAUGGAGUUUAUGGGCCACCACCCCAGCGAGAACACCGACUUGACGGAGGGAGAUAUAGCCCAGCAGAAAGCACGAGCCCGUCUCCGUGACGACUUUCUUACCACCGUCCAGAAAGAAGCCCUCUUCGACCCAAGCGACGAAUCCCUGAGUUCCGCGUGGGAUGACGACAAUCUGUGCGCCGAGACCAGCGAGGCGGACCCCGACGCGAUGGAGACGACUUUCUACAGCGAGGAUGCAGAGCCGAUGGUGUCUUUGGAGGCGAUGGGGGGAGCAAGCGAUGCCAUGGACGUAGACGGUGUGGAACAGGGGCAAGCCGAGGACAACGACAACGCUGGUGACGCAAACAAGGAGGACUCGUCGCAGCACGAGGAAAUUUGGCCGCCUACGGGUGUCGAAUGGACAGCGAAGCUCAAGUACAUGACCGGCUUCCGACAUAAUCACACUUCUACCAGAUAA
This is a messenger RNA of Colletotrichum destructivum, 603 nucleotides long. RefSeq lists its product as uncharacterized. Bases 1 to 603 code for a protein of 200 amino acids. Lineage: Eukaryota; Fungi; Ascomycota; Sordariomycetes; Glomerellales; Glomerellaceae. The record is from RefSeq and is a predicted model, not a curated record. The transcript has a single exon.